AUGGGCCUUCCACUCUUCAUCGCUCCUGUCGAAUCCGACGUGACUCGCAAGUCUACCAACAAGAACGCGACCACGUCGCCGUCGCGCACUUCCAUUCGUCGCGUUGAUCGCGCGAGUGAACGAGAGCGUCAGCGCAACUCGGUUCGCCGCGCCGCAGCCCGGAUCUACGGUCCCGUGCAGCGCACACUCUCCAGCAGAAGCCAGGAGCGUCCUCUUCCAUGGAUUGAGUCGAGCGUGGCGCCUGAGAAUGCCGCCGCUGGUGUGGAUCGACUGCGAUCGAUGCAGGAAUCUCUUCGUGAAAUGUCGCGCGAAGAUGCUCGGAGAAGUCAACGCAUGGAGGAGCACAUGGCUACAGUGUUUGGCACCAGCUGGCAUGAUCUGCCUCCUGGGCCUCCCUCAGAGGAGGCGAACCAGGAAACAGACCUUGGUUGGUGGUCUAUUGACCCACGAGGACGGGCUCGACGUCCGCGCAUGAUGACUCCUAUUUCGUCUCGUUUUACGCGCAGUCCUGACACUCUUGACGCGGUGCGUGCGCAAACCUCUUCUCCAUUUGCUGCGGAGAACUCGUCGCAGGCAGAUCAAAACGCUCGCCAGCAACGUAUUCGCCUGGCGCAGCUCACACGCAACGCGCACGCCAGACACCGAAGUCAGACAACUCGCCGCAGCACCGGUGUCGACGGUCUCGGGGACCGCGAGCGAAGUAUGAGCCCGGAAGGGUGGGAUACACUGCUCACAACACUGGCUCCAGAUCCGCAGCCACCCAGUGCAAACACAUCUUUCGCUUCAGCAACUGGCACACAGAGUGCAGGCCAAUCCGCUGGGCAAUCGUCGGCUGCGCAACCAUCUGCUGUGCAACCACCCACUGGUAGUUCGAUUCUCCCAGACGGCUUUGACGACGCACCUGUGGACCCGGGUUGCGAUUCGGGAUGUGAACAUUCUGAUUCAGACGUCGGCGCUGCAGAAGCGCGCGCCGAAGCACGGCGUUUUAUUGCCUAUCGCAACCGCAGAAACCAUCUAUCACGAUACAACGAGCAAGCGCGGGCCGCGCUUCAGUCACGGCCGCGACCCUCUGUCCCGGAACACCCCGAUGCACCAAGCAUAGCAGAACGCCAGGCUUUGAGCAGAGUGCCGAUACCGGAAUCCAACACUGUGAAUCCCUGGGUGACCCAGGCUUCGAUUGGCGCCGAUGAGCCGGAGAAUGCGCACGUCCCACGGCAUGCUAGAAUCAUGACAUUUUCGCCUGGUGAAGCACCAGCGGAGGAAGAUUUAUCUGGGAUGCAACAUAUUGUGCGGAGCAUGGCGCAGCGAGAGGACAUACCGGAAGAGUGGUGGCUUGAGGCUGGCCUCAGCCGUACGCUGUCUCAACAAGGGACAAACUAA
Akanthomyces muscarius is the source of this 1380-nucleotide messenger RNA. RefSeq lists its product as uncharacterized. NCBI's taxonomy places the organism in Eukaryota, Fungi, Ascomycota, Sordariomycetes, Hypocreales, Cordycipitaceae. The transcript is spliced from 3 exons. The record is from RefSeq and is a predicted model, not a curated record. Bases 1 to 1380 code for a protein of 459 amino acids.